AUGGCCCCGUCUGCUACCUCCCCAGUCACGGUCCUCGAGAAGGAGGAUCACGCCCGCGAUGCCGCCUUCAACAAGGCGCUUCAUGGCAAGUCGGUUGAAGCCUCUGGUGGACUGAUGGCCAUGCGCACCAAGGACAAAGCGGCGCAGAAGGCUGCGGUCGACGAGUACUUCAAGCACUGGGACAAUAAAUCAGCAGCCACCGAGACUGAAGAAAUUCGAAAGGCAAGAAGAGAUGAAUACGCGACAUUGACAAGACAUUACUACAACCUCGCCACUGAUCUGUACGAAUAUGGAUGGGGUACUUCGUUCCAUUUCUGUCGGUUUGCUGCAAAAGAGUCGUUCUACAAGGCCAUUGCCCGUCACGAACAUUACCUGGCUUUGAAAAUGAACAUGCAAGAGAAUUGGCGCGUCCUGGAUGUCGGCUGCGGUGUUGGAGGCCCUGCGCGAGAGAUGAUCAAGUUCACAGGGGCCAACGUUGUUGGACUGAACAAUAACGACUAUCAGAUCGAACGGUCGCUGCGAUAUGCAAAGAAGGAGGGCCUCGCAGACAAAUUCUCGGCCGUCAAAGGUGAUUUCAUGCAAAUGUCCUUUCCCGACAACAGCUUUGAUGCUGUAUAUGCCAUUGAGGCCACCGUCCACGCCCCGAGCUUGCAGGGAGUGUAUGAGCAGAUUUUCCGGGUGCUGAAGCCUGGUGGAGUCUUUGGAGUGUACGAAUGGCUUAUGACCGACAACUACGACAACGACAAUCCCCAACACCGCGAGAUCCGUCUAGGCAUCGAGCAGGGAGACGGCAUUUCCAACAUGGUCACAGUCUCAGAAGGGUUGGCCGCUAUCAAGGCUGCUGGUUUCGAGCUGGAGCACCACGAAGACCUGGCCGAGAGACCGGACGCGAUCCCGUGGUACUACCCUCUCGCAGGCGAAUUCAAAUACAUGGGCAGCAUCGGCGACAUCUUCACCAUUGGGCGCAUGACAUGGUGGGGACGAGGGUUGAUCCAUAAGUUUAUUGGGGUGGGCGAGACUCUGAGAGUGAUGCCCCGUGGCACGCAGAAGACGGCGGACAGCUUGGCACUAGCGGCUGACUGCUUGGUUGCUGGUGGGAAACAGAAGCUGUUCACACCAAUGUACUUGAUGAUUGCGCGGAAACCCAAAGUCUGA
Messenger RNA from Fonsecaea multimorphosa CBS 102226, 1155 nucleotides. RefSeq lists its product as uncharacterized. Gene Ontology annotation, cellular component: endoplasmic reticulum. The transcript is spliced from 2 exons. Gene Ontology annotation, biological process: ergosterol biosynthetic process. Lineage: Eukaryota; Fungi; Ascomycota; Eurotiomycetes; Chaetothyriales; Herpotrichiellaceae. Gene Ontology annotation, molecular function: sterol 24-C-methyltransferase activity. The record is from RefSeq and is a predicted model, not a curated record. The coding region runs from base 1 to 1155 and encodes 384 amino acids.